This is a messenger RNA of Nilaparvata lugens (brown planthopper), 7269 nucleotides long. It is a transcript of the gene fra, whose product is annotated as neogenin. Gene Ontology annotation, molecular function: protein binding. The record is from RefSeq and is a predicted model, not a curated record. Gene Ontology annotation, biological process: cell-cell adhesion. Gene Ontology annotation, cellular component: membrane. The transcript is spliced from 31 exons. Lineage: Eukaryota; Metazoa; Arthropoda; Insecta; Hemiptera; Delphacidae. The coding region runs from base 181 to 4092 and encodes 1303 amino acids.
UGUACAUUGUAAAAUGGCGUCUGGUAGUGUCAGUGCAACAUUCGAUUAGGAAGUAUUGUUAUGCAUCUGUUCCAGUCGUGUCAAAUUUGUGUUUGUUUACUUUUUUAUUUAAAUUUAUUCUAGAGAGUGCAACUUGUUUAUGUCAAGAACUAAUUAUGACAUAGUAUUUGUGGAGUAAUAAUGAUUCCAUCUAGCGUAUAUGCGCUAUCUGAGAAGUUAUGGCCACUCUUAAUUGUCUGUUUCUUGGUACGAUGUUCUGCAGUGUCUGGAGAUGAAGGUUCCCAGGUGCGAUUAUCCCUAAUCGAAGAGCCAAACAAUGUUGUAGUGACUGAAGGCAGCUCAAAAGUGCUGAAUUGUGCUGCCGUAUCUUCAGACGCCCGACAAACCCCAAUCAUAAAAUGGAGGGUGAACAAUGAUCCUCUCACGUUUAUUGGGGAUUCUCACAGGCGACAGCUGAGUAAUGGAUCUCUACACCUCAUGAAAUUGUUCAGUGAGGAUAAUGAAUACUCAGACGGUGUUGAACAUUAUCAGUGCGUAGCCAGUUUGGAAAAUGUCGGAUCCAUUGUUAGUCAUACAGCAAAAGUUUCACUCGCAAGGGUGCCGAAAUUCAUCAAACAGCCAACCGAUAUACGUGUCUUUCAAGGGCAAACUGCUCACUUCAACUGCCUUGUAGAAUCUAACUCGGAAGUAACUAGGGUAUGGCUGAAAGAUCAAAGACCACUGAGGUGGGAUGAAACACGAAUGUUUAUUCUCCCGUCAGGUUCAUUAGAAAUUGACGAAGUCAGAAGUCAGGAUAGAGGAAUUUAUCAAUGUAAUGUAUCAAACUUGGCUGGAAGACGACUUAGUGAUAAAGCCAUUUUAUCUGUUGAAGAUGACGACUUAGAAUUAUCAAUAAAUUCGAUGACAGUUUUUAUUGCGAAACCACGAGAUACUAUAGCAGUUGUAGGCAGUACAGUAACUCUAGAUUGUGCAGCAAAUGGGAAUCCGCAGCCAUUAUUUGUUUGGUUGAAAAAUGGCGUGAGCUUAGACAUGGCUGAUCUGGACAGCCGAUUUAGACGGGUUGGCACCGGCAGUCUUCAGAUUUCCAGUGUCGAGGAAAGCGAUACUGGGAGCUAUCAAUGCAGAGCCGGUAACAAAGAAGACUCCGUCGAUGCCUUUGCUUCUCUUCGCGUACAAGUGCCUCCAAGUUUCAUUCGGAAACCAGCUGAUAGGACAGCUAGAGAAAAAGAUGAUAUUGAACUAGAUUGCCAAGUUUAUGGUAUACCAGAGCCCAAGGUGCAGUGGUUGAAGAAUGGGGAAGUACUGAAUGUAAACACGGACUACAUGCAACUCGUUAAAGGGAAUAACUUGAAAAUAAUGGGAUUGAUGGCUCAAGAUGCAGGAAUAUUCCAGUGUACUGCCAGUAACCCUGCAGGAAAUAUCCAAGCAUCUGCUCAUCUAACUGUCUUGAAUUUAGGAUAUCCCAGUACUCCUAUCAUUCCUGACCCGCCUUCGUUUACAGAUCCGAUUAGAAAACAGGAAGAAAAUAAAGUUCCUUCAGCGCCCUCUGAUCUGGAGUCGGUCAUAACGGGUGCACGGUUCAUCACAUUGAAAUGGAAACCUCCCAAACACACCAGAGGGGAAAUACUUUGGUAUACCAUCUUCUACAAACCCCAAGAUUCAUCAAGGGAACGAGCCGUAAACACAACUGGAUCAAAGCUGGAAGAAGUUAAUAUACAGGGAUUAUUGCCAGACAGGAGCUAUCACUUCAGAGUUGUAGCUUCGAACGUGGUGGGCUCUGGACUGAGUUCGUCUCCGCUUGUGUUGAGAACUCAACCGGAGGAUCACGUGGAUGUCCCGGGUCCACCCUUGAGACUGACCGCCGUUGCUACGGCACCCAACGAGCUCAGCGUCCAAUGGCAACCUCCCAUGCUCAACAAUGGCCCCGUUCAACGAUAUAAACUGUUUUACAUUGAGGCGGAUUCUUCAGAGCAGCACCAUGUUGUAACACAGCAUACCAAGUACCUACUGACGGGACUGAACAACUAUACAGAGUACAACUUAUGGGUGGUGGCAAUCAACCAGAACGGCCAAGGCAGUAGUGGUGAGGAGAUAUCGGCUCGCACCGUAUCCACUCUGCCUUCAAAGCCACCUCAGAACGUAAUCGUGGAGCCCAACAGCUCUAACAGUGUCAUCGUGAAGUGGGAACCGCCUCCAAAGGACAGUCAGAAUGGUGUCAUAACUGGCUACAAGAUGAAGUACAAGAAGAAGAAAGGAAGCAAGAGAGUGUCUUCGAUUAUUAUCUCGGCCGAUCGAAGGUCGUAUCCUCUCACCAGUCUCGACAGAAGUUCGGCCUACCAAGUGCGUCUAUGGGCCAUGAAUGUGAAUGGAACUGGACCUCCCACUGAUUGGAUCAAUGCCACCACUUAUGAAAACGACCUUGACGAAUCUUCAGUACCAGGACAGCCACAGUCAAUGAAAGUGCAAGCUGGUACGGACUCUCUGAUUGUCAUGUGGAUGCCCCCUGUGAAUCAGAAUAUAAUGGUGCGCGGCUAUACCAUAGGGUGGGGAAAGGGGGUACCCGAUGUGUAUUCACAAGUACUGGAUAGUGAGCAACGUAGAGCUAUUAUCAAACCUCUUGAACCCAAUUCAGAAUACGUGAUCAGUGUUAGAGCGAAUAAUAAUAAGGGUGAUGGAGUGCCUAUAUAUGAGCAUGUCACAACAACCUUGGAAAUUCCGCCUGAACCAAAUGUGCCUCUAAUGCCUCCCGUUGGCCUAAAAGCUAUCGUGCUAUCACCAACUGAAGCUAUCAUUCAAUGGAUCGACUCACAGACUAAUCCCUCUGACAAACGUAUCUAUAUCAUCAAGACUGUCGUUCCUCACUCCGCUUCAAAUCCACGUUACAAAUAUUACAAUUCCACUGAAAUGAGCUACGAGAUAGAUGAUCUGAAACCAAGUACACAGUAUGAGUUUACAGUGAAAGUUGUGAAGGGAAGGAAUGAAAGUCCUUGGAGCAUGGUUGUUCAGAACACGACGUUUGAGGCCGUGCCCACGACUCCGCCACGUGAUCUGACCGUUGUGCCUGUCCCAGACAAUCCUACCAUGGUUAAUUUGAAUUGGCAACCACCGAAAACUCCCAACGGACAAAUUAAAGGGUAUAUCGUGUCCUAUACAACCGACUUAUCCAAUCGAGAUACUGACUGGGUUGUUGAAAAUAUAGCUGGAGAUAAAAUGACUGCCACCGUAAAAGGCCUAACGCAUAGUACAACGUAUUAUUUCAAAAUCCAGGCGAAAAACAGUAAGGGGUACAGUCCCACUUCACAAACGACUAACUUUACAACAGGACCAGGCAGUGACACAAGACAUUUCCAUGAAGUUGGAUUGAAUGUUAAAGAUGGAAGAUCAGGACUAAGUAGUACCACAUUGCUCUACAUCCUAGCUGCUUGCUGUCUCUUAUUCAUAUCUGGAGUGGCAAUAGGUAUCGCCAUAGUUUGCUGUAGACGAGUUACUGAUGCACAAGAAAGAAGCAAAAAAGGAUACAUGAAAGGAAACGCUAGCAAACCUGGUCAGAGUAGUAUCAAGCCUCCAGAUUUGUGGAUUCACCAUGAUCAGAUGGAAUUGAAAGCAAUGGAGAAAUCGUCUCAAGGCAGUUUGGAUAUGGGACCUAGAGACAUUGACACAGACUCUGAGCCACCCCCCAGACACCAGCCUACCAAUUCCUUAGAUAAACGCUCCUAUUCCUCGUGUGUUGGAAGUGCAUCCCAGCCUCUGUUAUUGCCUGAAGAGAAAACAUCAACCGCUCGUCGUGUGCUAAAACCCAAGCCAAUUACAUUGCCUGUUGAAACGCAGCCUUUGCGAGAACCUGUGGCCACUGCAACACCUGUGGGAGGACCAGCAUCCACUCAAUCUGCCAUAGAUCCUGCUCGACCUCUGUAUCCAAGAACCCAGUACUCAAUAUCACGGGCACAUGUCACUAUAGAUCCCAAUCUUGAGAACCCAUAUGUGGUACAGAGUGGUAUGGGCGCUUAUGAAAGUGUUCCACAUCCGCCCUCAACUAGUCAGACUUCAAAUUAUGGUGAAGGGGACAACAGCAGCUGCCGGUGGUACGGGUAGCAUUGGCAAAAGGUUACAAGGGCAUCCUCUGAAAAGUUUCAGUGUGCCGGCCCCACCUCCACAAUCCGCUCCUUCUACGCCCCAACAGAAACAUGUUGUAACAAUAAACGGCGUUCUCCGGCAACGUUAUUUGAUGGAAUUUAUUCAUGAUGGCGAAAGAUUGUGGGUGGGGUGACCUAUUUGGCCUCAUUCAAGCGGCCGGUGAAUCCCACCCCUGAGGGUGUCAGGAAAACCCUCAGGGAAUGGGUCCUAACUAACGAUGUAUUUGAAGUGACCGACUCCAAUACUUUUGUUAGUAAAAGCUACUAAAGGUUCAAAGAAAGUCAGCAGAGGCAAUGAGUACAGAUUGCAGACUUGGAGGACGAACCGAGACAGGCGGUCGAACUCAGUUCUGCUAGUUAACUGUGGAAGCUGAGAGAAGACAGAGAACCUGAGAAGAAGUUGAAUUAGUAUGCCUACGCCAUUUUGACUGGUUGAGGUGUAAAGUUGGAGCUCUUUGUCUCUUCUCUUCUUUGUUGUCUUGGGGUCGAGUGCAGACCACCUGUCUUGGCUCCUGUGAUUCCUUUGUAUUUUCUACUCAAAUUCUUCCUGUAUCACUGGAUCAGAACAGAUUUAACUGCCUUUUCACUUUUUUGUAACAAUAAACGGCGUUCUCCGGCAACGUUAUUUGAUGGAAUUUAUUCAUGAUGGCGAAAGAUUGUGGGUGGAGUGACCUCUAUUUCUAGCGGCCGGUGAAUCCCACCCCUGAGGGUGUCAGGAAAACCCUCAGGGAAUGGGUCCUAACUAUGGCGGCCGCUGUUAUGAAGGAAAAGGAUGAAAGCAGAGAAGAACCAGCUCCAGAGUGCAGCGCAGUCUGAUGCUGAUGGCAUCUCAGCAGACAGACAUGUGCCACUAAUCAGCUCAUCGCACCGAUUAUGAUGAUAACUUCAUAUAUGAAACCCCUCCCCCUACCCAGUAUCCAUGUGUGUGUGUGUGAAUGAAUAAAACUAUGGUGAAUUAUGUCUUAACAUUAGUCAUAGUUUUGGUUACCUAAAUUUUAAGUGAUAGUUGUUAUAGAUAGUUAGUAAGUUAGUUAGUUUGUUGUAAUAUUUACUUGUAAUAGAUAGUUAUAGUUGGCCAAGCGAAAAUGGGUCUCUCAAGGCCACUGCAAUGUUGCCACUGUUGUCCACCCCUCACUCGACCACUCUAUAUACAUUGACUAUAUUUCUACACCCUGAACAUCACUCUUUCCUUCUCAUACCUUCCCUCUUCCUCUUUUCCGUCACUAUACCUGUCACAGUUAACAUUUGCUUGUAGAAGCAAGCCUGCUGUAUUUCGUAGAGUUGCAGAUAGUGUAAUCAAAUCACAAGAUAGUCACAGCACUACUGGGUCGCUCGGCUGCCCGAGAACGACUCAUUCAACGAUACUAACUGUUAAUUUUUUUAUUAUUCAAACCGUAGCAGAUGUAAUGCCCACUAUUUACAUUAUCUCCUUUUGGGCGAUAUAAAGGAGAUUAUAAAUGAUAUUUAGGAGAUUUAUAAAGGAUAUUUAGUUCCUAUAAGGUUCCCUGACUGGCACUCUGAAAAACGACUAACAUGCUGGGGCGGUCUGGCAGGCCAGCUCAAGCACAAUUGGUGUUCUCACCCAUUGACGCACGCACUCCCCACACCCACAGGGCACUACCAUUUAAACCUACUCAAAGAUAUAUUUUCAUUUAUUCAAAAUACAUUAAGUUGUUUUCUAUCUCAGUAUCUCUUUAAUGAUCUUCUCGGCUGCACCCAUAUUUCAGAUGCCUGUAGUCUACUUUUCUCUGGCCCUGACAGCACCCUGGUUUCACACCCAUAUAGAAGGGUUGGUGCAGCUGUAGUUUUGUAAAAAAAAAUAAAAUUGACAAAAUAAAAUUGAACUUGAGAUAUAAAUAAUUAUUGAACAGUUCCACAUCAGUAUUGAUCAGGAUCUUGGUCUCAAGAAUAUACAGUGUGAUUAAAGUCAGUAGUUGAUAUUCUUCAAAGAGCGGCUUACAGUGAUGCAGUCUGUCAUCUCCCAGUAUUGUUCUUAGGGUCUUGUUUUGUAUGACAAGUAUCCUUUCCAGGUGUAUGACUUGUGCAAUGGCUGUUCACAAGAAACCCCCUUUCCAAGUCGGUCGUCUAGGCCCCCGCUAGAGUAUUUGCUCUGUUGAUUAAGCAAAUCCGAAGCCCUCCGAGCACUCGUGAAUGGCUUUCAAAAGGUUGUUUUGCAGCUUUUGACUGUACACUGGCAAGUUAAGUAGAUUGAAACUGAAAAUUGAAACGAAAACAUUGGCACAAUGGAAUAGGCGGCUAUAGAUUUAUUCAGCCCCAUGCCACAAUGAAUAAUAAAAGAAUUUGAGAAUAAAAAAGAAUUGUACUUUUGAGAAAAAAUUAUUAUACUACCUAUCUAUCUACAUGACUGCAUAUGUGAAGCAUUCAUUUAGAAUUGAAUGACCAAACACUCGAGGUAUGUAACCACCAGGUGCCUGUAGUCUACUUUCCUCUGGCCCUGACAGCACCCUGGUUUCACACCCAUAUAAAAGGGUUGGUGCAGCUGUAGUUUUGUAAAAUUUUUGUCUUCACAUAGAAUUGACAAAAUAUAAUGAAAUCAGAUUUCCCACUGGUAUUUCCUCCUCUGCAUCCUGCAAUUGAAUUGGAACCAGGUUCAAUCGAGUAAUUUAAAAUUGUGCACCGAAUUGCACCCAGCCUGGCUCAGCUGGGGGUCCUCGGCUAUGGCUGAUUGCAGGGCCCCCCACCGGGGGGUCUGGAAUAGCCCCCAGAACGAGAGGGGCCUUCCCUGGAAAAUUUUGUUCAAAUUUCGUCUGUGUUUGGCGUCAAAUCAAAUGCCAUCUUCUGAUCAAUUCAAUGCUUCAUCAUAUAACAACGUUGAGCUAUCACUUCACACGGGAGGUCCAAUGACAGCAAAACUUCCGGAAGUCCUUUGUGCCUUAUGCAGGUCUUAGAUUUUAGGGGGCCCCUUGGCCUCGGGGAUCCCCGACCAGCCUACCUGGCCAGACCGACCCUUUGUCAAAAGCUUCAUAGGACUGUCUUUACUUUCCAAUUUUAAGAGAUCAUAUUUUAAUAAAUUUUAGGAUUAUGUGUUUGUGUUUUUAUGUGUUAAUGUAUUUUAUUUAUGUGUUUGUGUUUUAUGUCUAUGAAUAUUGUAAAUAAACUGUAUAUUGAAUUGAAA